GUAAAGAAAGUAUUGGGGAAUAAGAAAUAAAUAGAAAUAACGAUCAAGAAAUGUGAUUGGUCAAAUAAAGCGGCACUCUCUGUUACGGUUUGUACUUUGUAUCCAUGUCAUCCCAUCCUCCUCCCUCCACUUUUUUCACCUUAUCUUUAAUUUAUUCCGGUUCUUUUAAAGCUUCACGAACUCCCAAGCUAACAAGUAGUAAUAACAACAACAUUCACGAGGAGAGAGAGAAAAGAAUUGUCAAAAAAGCAAGCUAGAUAGAUAGAUAUAGAGAGAAAGAGAGUCCCCUUCAUCGGCAUUGUCUCCUCCUGUUCUCAUGGAAGAUUCACCCAAUGAUCAUCGCCUUCAUUUUGGCAUCAUGGGUUUCGGGUGUGAGCAUUACAGGAGGAGAUGCCAAAUCAGAGCUCCUUGUUGCAACGAAGUCUUCUCUUGUCGCCAUUGUCACAACGAGACCACUAGCACUUUGCGGAAUAUUUACGACCGUCAUGAGCUUGUUCGUCAAGACGUUAAACAAGUGAUUUGUUCUGUUUGCGAUACAGAGCAGCCGGUAGCUCAAGUUUGCUCCAACUGUGGUGUCAACAUGGGUGAAUACUUUUGCAAUAUCUGCAAGUUCUAUGAUGAUAAUAUUGAAAAAGAACAGUUCCAUUGUGAUGACUGUGGAAUCUGUAGAGUUGGUGGGCGUGAGAACUUCUUCCAUUGCAAGAAAUGUGGAUCUUGUUAUGGGAUUGGUCUGCGGAACAACCACCGCUGCGUGGAGGAUUCAAUGCGACAUCACUGUCCCAUUUGUUACGAGUAUCUAUUUGACUCACUUAAAGAAACUACAGUGAUGAAAUGCGGACACACAAUGCACUGUGAAUGCUAUCAUGAGAUGCUCAAACGUGACAAAUUUUGUUGUCCGAUUUGCUCAAGGUCAGUGAUUGAUAUGUCAAAAACAUGGCAGAGGAUGGAUGAAGAGGUUGAAGCCAUUUCUAUGCCUUCAGAUUACCGAGACAAGAAGGUUUGGAUACUAUGCAAUGACUGUAACGACACAACACAAGUAUACUUCCACAUAAUCGGACAGAAGUGUGGACAUUGUAGAUCUUACAACACUAGAGCAGUCGCACCUCCUGUUCUUCCUCAAUGACUAAAACCUAUAGAUCUUUCAAGUAUUGCCACCAGAAAGCAACCAAGACCUCUUGUUGCUAGGGGCAAAGAUUGAUGAUUGGUUAUAUAACAGAAAAGGAUAUAAAACGAUUGAUUGGUCACAAAAGCAAAAACACACAUUUGUCUUCUUCAUGAUUCGAUUUGUUUGUUGUUCUUAUAUUGUUAUAUUGUCAUGUAUAAAUAUACUCUUAAUAUAUUCUUGUUCCAGGGAAAAAAAACUACCUGGAUAUAAAUGAUUUCAGAGAUUUGCUGAAAACUAAGGCUUAUUAGAUCA
This is a messenger RNA of Brassica rapa (field mustard), 1417 nucleotides long. Its product is annotated as E3 ubiquitin-protein ligase MIEL1. Gene Ontology annotation, molecular function: ubiquitin protein ligase activity; zinc ion binding. Gene Ontology annotation, cellular component: nucleus. Gene Ontology annotation, biological process: ubiquitin-dependent protein catabolic process; protein ubiquitination. The record is from RefSeq and is a predicted model, not a curated record. NCBI's taxonomy places the organism in Eukaryota, Viridiplantae, Streptophyta, Magnoliopsida, Brassicales, Brassicaceae.